AUGACUGAAAUUUUGAAUACACUCAUUUGUAUUAUUGUUAAGUGUCUUCCUGAACGUGUAAAAGAGAUAAAAGAUUACAAUUUACCCUAUCAUCCAUGUCUAAUUAAAGAAGAAGAAGAAGAAGAAGAACAACAACAAGAUGAUACUUCAACAGUCAUAAGUGAUUUAUAUUUUUUCUAUGUUAAAAAUAUUUUAAAUGAUAAAACAAUUACAUGUGCUAUGAUACAUCAAAUUCACGAAUCUAAAGUCAAUGUUUCACCAAGUAGUACAAAACGUUAUGAAAUUUUACAAAAUCUUCAUAGAUUCAUAAAAUAUUAUUUAGUUAUUUAUUGUUCAGGUCUAUUUCUAUGUGAAGAGAAUCAUGGUGAUAAUACAGAACAAUGGCAUCAAUUAUUAAAAAAUAUUUUAAUAAAUUAUAUUCCAUUACAAAUUGAUCAACAUGAACAUUUAUUUAGUAAUGAAUUACAAUUAUUUUUAUCAACAAUUAUAAUUCGACAAAAUUGGAAUUAUUUAUUAGAUUUAUUAAAAUCGGAAUUUCUUCGAAAUAUUGAUCAUCAGUGGACAACAACUAUGUUUCAAUUGUUAGAAACACAAUUAAAUUUUCGAAAGAAAAAUAUACAAUUAUAUGAUCAAAUUCAAUUUACAUUAUCAUCAGCGACAAAUGAACAUAUUUUAUUUGCAAAAUUACAAAAUGCUUAUAAAUAUUUGAGUACUAUAUUUGAUAUUUGUAUAAGAAAUAGAUUCGAAAUCAAUUAUUGGUUACCAUUACUCAAUUGGAUUAAUGAACAAGAAAAUAAAUGA
Molecule: messenger RNA, 801 nt
Organism: Didymodactylos carnosus
Lineage: Eukaryota; Metazoa; Rotifera; Eurotatoria; Philodinida; Philodinidae
Source: the annotation of a GenBank genome assembly